AUGGCCGCCGCCAGCGCGCCUCCCGGGCGCCGCGGCUCAGGGGGCGGAAGGAGGCCGCCGGCCGCCCGCGCGCGUCAGCCCCGCCGCCCGCCCCGCUGCGGCGCCGGCCCCGGCCUCGGCUGGCCCAGCGCCCCGCGCCCCCGCCGGCCCUCAGCCCCCGCCGCCGGCCCUCAGCCGCCCGGUCCUCAGCCCCCGCCGCCCGGCCCUCAGCCCCGCCGCCCGGCCCUCAGCCCCCGCCGCCCGGUCCUCAGCCCCCGCCGCCCGGCCCUCAGCCCCGCCGCCCGGCCCUCAGCCCCCGCUGCCCGGCCCUCAGCCCCCGCCGCCCGGCCCUCAGCCCCCGCCCGCCCACCGCCCGCCUCAGCCUCAGCCGCCCGGCCCUCAGCCCCCGCUGCCCGGCCCUCAGCCGCUCCCGCCCCGCCGCCCGGGGCCCGCCCCCCGCCCGGGGGUCCCCGCGUCCCCGCGUCCCCGCGUCCCCGCGCCGCCCGGAGCGCCCUGCGGCGGGGGGCUGUCGCGGCGCCGGCCCAUUUCCUGGCGCUCGGCCGGGCCCCCGCCCCUCGGGCGCCUUUGUUCUCCGCGGCUCCCGAGCCACCUGCCGGGGGGCGGGCGCGCGCCAACGACGCCCCGGGCUCCCCCGGGAGGCUGGGGCGGGGCACCCCCGACGUCCGACGGUGUGGCCGGGCCGGGACCAGCCCGCGCGCGGGGAAUGUGCGCGGAACGUGCUCCGUGCGGCCGCCCGCGACCCCCUGGGAGGCGGCCCGGCGCCCUCCCGACCCCCGCGGCCUCGGGCUGCUCGGCGCGGGCGGCCAGACCCCGCUCCUCAGGGCGCAGGGCGCAGGGCGCAGGACGCAGGACGCCGGUCGGCCGUGCGGGACACGACCUGAGGGCGCGAGUUCUGUUGGGACUGACUUCGUGGUCGUAGUUCCCAGACUCCUGCCGCCCACGCUAGGAUUCGUCACGCGGGAGGAAGGGAGCCUGCGAGGACCCGGCCCCUCGCUAGCGGCCGCCCGUUUCCCUGCUCACGGGAGCCAACGGCCUGGACCCACCGAAAAGAAACCAACAACGAUCGUCCUCGCUGAUCAGGGCCCUCGCUCGGACUCCAGACGGAGCGCACCGCUACGCGUACCCGCGUGUUCGGGAAGAGACCGAAGGCGCGACGCGUCCUACGACGGAACAUCUGCGUUCGCUCGUUGCCGGCGCCUUUCUCCCCCGCGCACUCGGUCUCCGGGUCGGACACGCGUCUGGACUCUUCGUUCCAAGCCACAAACCCUGGCGGAGCCCUUCAACGGCCACGGCAAGCCACGCCGCGCACUGCGGAGGCACCCGGCGGACACAGGCCCGGCCCGGGGCACCCGGCGGACACAGGCCCGGCCCGGGCACCCGCGGACACAGGCCCGGCCCGGGGCACCCCGCGGAUACAGGCCCGGCCCGGGGCACCCGGCGGACACAGGCCCGGCCCGGGGCACCCCGCGGACACAGGCCCGGCCCGGGGCACCCCGCGGGUACAGGCCCGGCCCGGGGCACCCCGCGGGUACAGGCCCGGCCCGGGGGCACCCCGCGGGUACAGGCCCGGCCCGGGGCACCCCGCGGGUACAGGCCCGGCCCGGGGGCACCCCGCGGGUACAGGCCCGGCCCGGGGCACCCGGCGGACACAGGCCCGGCCCGGGCACCCGGCGGACACAGGCCCGGCCCGGGCACCCGGCGGACACAGGCCCGGCCCGGGGCACCCCGCGGACCACGACCGAUGCUCCGGCUGGGGUGCCGGGAGGGGUCUGGGGCUCGGGCUGCGGCCUGCUGCGGCCUGCUGUGGCCUCCUGCGGCCUCCUGCGGCCUGCUGUGGCCUCCUGCGGCCUGCCUGCUGUGGCCUCCUGCGGCCUGCUGUGGCCUCCUGCGGCCUCCUGCAUCCUGCUGUGGCCUCCUGCGUCCUGCUGUGGCCUCCUGCGGCCUGCUGUGGCCUCCUGCGGCCUCCUGCAUCCGCUGUGGCCUCCUGCGCCUGCUGUGGCCUCCUGCCCUGCUGUGGCCUGCCUGCUGGCCUCCUGCGUCCUGCUGUGGCCUCCUGCGGCCUGCUGUGGCCUCCUGCCCUGCUUGGCCUCCUGCGUCCUGCUGUGGCCUCCUGCGGCCUCCUGCUGUGGCCUCCUGCGUCCUGCUGUGGCCUCCUGCGUCCUGCUGCAGCCUCCUGCUGUGGCCUCCUGCGUCCUGCUGCGGCCUCCUGCAGCCUGCUGUGGCCUCCUGAGGCCUCCUGCGUCCUGCUGUGGCCUCCUGCGGCCUCCUGCUGUGGCCUCCUGCGUCCUGCUGUGGCCUCCUGCGUCGCUCGCUGCUGCGGCCCUCCCUCCUGCUGUGGCCUCCUGCGUCCUGCUGUGGCCUCCUGCAUCCUGCUGCGGCCUCCUGCUGUGGCCUCCUGCGUCCUGCUGCGGCCUCCUGCAGCCUGCUGCCGGCGGCCCGGGCACAGGCCUGGCUAACCGUAGGGCCGCGCGACGGAAGGACAAAGGAGGGCAGCGGAGGCGGCCCGAGAGUGGAGGCCGAGCGGACGGCAGCAGAGCCGCGCACAGGCCCGGGGCCCCCGAGGAGUCGCACCCGACGGUGGGCAGAGGAGCCCAGCUCGGAAGGCCGCGGAGGAGAGCCGAGGCCGGGCCGGCGGGCACAGGACGGCCGCCCCGCCACGGUCCGCGGGAAGCCGAGGAUCCCCAGGCUCUCGCGGCGACGCAAGCCCUUGGCGGCGGAUGGAGCCCGCACGCGGCACCUCCCCGGAUGCGGCGCCCCCGGGGGCGGCUCCACCCCGCCCCCCCCCCAGGAGGGCCCCGGGGGGCGUGGAGGGGCGGGGCUGCGGACGGGGAGGCGGUUAGUUGGUCGCGGGCGGGGAAGGGGGAGCGAGGGCAGAGCGGAGGGGACCCCGAGGCCCAGCGCAGGCGGCGGCAGGCACGGCGCGGCCGCGGGAAGGCCCGGGGCUCCAGGGAGGCCGCCGAGCGCCUGGUUGUUCAUCACCCCCGGAAUCCGGCAAGUCAGGAAGGUCGCGCUUCCCCCGAGCACGGGCUUGUCAUCCCUUCUGUGGGCCCGGUUCACGGCUGUGAACUCCCAAAUUGA
Molecule: messenger RNA, 3078 nt
Organism: Nyctereutes procyonoides (raccoon dog)
Lineage: Eukaryota; Metazoa; Chordata; Mammalia; Carnivora; Canidae
Product: basic proline-rich protein-like
Exons: 5
Coding region: 1-3078 (1025 amino acids)
Source: RefSeq, a predicted model, not a curated record